AGGCUCACGUUCUCAGUGUCACAGAACAGAGGGGCACGCCAUGCCUGUUCCUUAGCGUGGCGGCGCGGCUGGGCGGGCGACGGCCGGCGGCCGGCACCAGCACCACUCGCACGAGCGGCGGCCGGCGGGUGAGGCCUCGGUACGACGGUGCCGCGGCCGGCGUCGGGCAGCCGCGCAUCGGCGGGUGACCCGGCGAGGAGGCGACUGUCCAGCAGUCAAGCCGGCCGGCAGCGAGAGGCCGCGCAUCCACGGUGACCUGGUGAGACGGCGACCGUCCAGCGGUCAAGCGGCCGGGCUGAGCACUUGGACGGCCGGGCGGCGAGCACCGCCGACGGCGAUUCUUCAGCAGCGGUGACCAGCCGACCAGAGGCUAAUUCAAUUGGGUGAGGACUAACUACCCUUUGCCAUUUCAUGAUUUUAGAAUUUCGUAGGAAGACUGGAUCUGUUAGUUGUUUCCUAGUUCAUUCUACAUUUAAUCUCUUCCUUACUGAUAUGCGGAGAGAUAAAAGAUUUGCAGACGUGAAAAGUCUAGCAGAUUUCCGUUAUGCUUGUUCAAACAGAUAUGCACCUUAGACAUUAAACAAGCUUCUGAAAUUGGUGCUAGUACUUCCAGUAGCUACUGCUAGUGUUGAAAGAGUAUUUUCAUCAAUGAAUUUUGUGAAAAAUAAAUUGAGAAACAAGAUGGGGGAUCAAUAUUUAAAUGAUUGCUUGGUCACAUUUGUUGAGCGUGAGUUCUUUUGCAAGCCAAGGAAGCAGAUAUCAUCAAACAUUUUCAAGCCAUGAAGGAACGAAAGUUAAUAUUUGAUUGUAAUAUUUUUAAAGUAUUUUGUUAUUUUUCUUUUUUCAUGGAUAUCUUAGUCCUUAGACUUGAUGCAUGGAACAAUUUGUGCCUUUCGUUUACAAUGAUUCUGUGAGCUACUUUCUACUUUUUAGGUUGAUUUUUUUCAAAGGAAAUAGGAAUACCCAACUUUGUAAUCCUGGCUCCGCCACUGUCUCGCCGACUCGCCGUUGUCUGAGAGAAAGAUUCCCUGUUAGCUGAAAUUGGCUUGAGGUUUUUUUUUUCUUGAAGAACAAAUUGGUUGGAAGAUUGAAUAGGGGGAACAGGAGGACUAGAGAAUGGUGAAGGGGAGGGCGAAGCCAACGCCAGUCAACGCGCCGGCUGAGGUGGUCUUCGACCCAUCGGCCUCCGGCGCCCGGAAGCCCCUGCACCCAGGGGCGCCGUCCACCAGCAACAAGUGGCGCAGCUUCAUGGGAUCGGAUCUCUUGGAUAUGUAUCAGAAGCCAGUUUUGUUGAAAUCUGUGGACACAUCUGAUGAUGAGCCUGACAUUGAUAUUGGGAAGCUGUUGAAAGAUGUUGAGCUCUUUGGUGCAUCUUCAUUUAAGGAGCGGAAGAAAAUCAAGAACCAUAAAGUGGUCGAAUUGGGUGGAAAGGCAUUAAGAAAACACCACACACCAUUAAGUGUAGCAAAGCCAACUCUUAAGAAUCAGAAGAAAAGAGAGUUGAAGAAAAUUGAAGAGGAAAAGCUACUUGGGAUUUUUAGGAAGCGAGACAAGAAUAGCAAAGUUCAGAAGACCAGACCAGAGGACCGAGUUCUCAAGGCCAUGGAAGGACACUUCAAGAAUGGUAUACUUGACGUGAAGCAUCUUCUGUCGGCACCAAAAUCAUCAGGCAAGGAUGCGCCGGAGCAAAAGAUGAGAAAGGGCAAGCACAAGGGGAAGGGAAAACAGAAGGGAGGCAGAAGAAAGAAGCGUCGAGGAAAACACUUUUGUAACAAGUUUUGUAUUAAGAUAGAUGAAUGAAACUUUAGAUGACACCUUGUAAUCUUUCUGGCAUUAAGAUAUUGUACCUUGUUCUGCUGGAAUCUUGGAAGCAAUACUUAAACCAUGUAAUCCUCGAGGGAAAUGAAACACCUGUGACAUAACGGCGCAUGUAGAAGGUGCUGAUAUAUAGGUUGAAUGAAAC
Molecule: messenger RNA, 1963 nt
Organism: Panicum virgatum (switchgrass)
Lineage: Eukaryota; Viridiplantae; Streptophyta; Magnoliopsida; Poales; Poaceae
Exons: 5
Coding region: 1117-1800 (227 amino acids)
Biological process (GO): maturation of SSU-rRNA from tricistronic rRNA transcript (SSU-rRNA, 5.8S rRNA, LSU-rRNA)
Cellular component (GO): nucleolus
Source: RefSeq, a predicted model, not a curated record